ACGGCACCCAGGAGCAGUAUCAAAGCGGCUGCACGGUGGUGGGUGCUGCAUCCUGAAGGAGCUUCUGGCAGACGACUGGAAGCAUCUGGAAGGGAUUAGCUCCCACAUGGCUGGUGCCAACAAGGAGCGAUCUGCACGUGUGAUGCGGACCAAGAUAAACUUCUGGGAGGAUGGCCCCGCAAUGGAGCGUGCCUCCAGAAGUCCAGAUGUCACCGCCAAAGAGCGAGUAGCCGUCUGGGAGGCGGUGGCCGUCUGUGUGCAACAACACCUCCUGCUGCACAAGGGAAUCCGAAUUCCCACCUUCGGUUCCUUCCACAUCGUCUCCAAACAGAUCAAGGCUAAGGACGGGACCCUGGUUGUGCAGUGGCCUGCGUUUUGCCUGGCCAGGAACCUUCUGGGCGUCCACAAUCUGACGGGUGAUGAGGAAUUCCUGCCAGGCCAUAAGGAGGCGGAGUCCCUCAAGUACACCGAGGUGGCCGCAGCUGCAUCUGUGUCCCGGCAGAGAGGGGAAGCCUGCAUAUGCAGCACCACAUCUCUCAUCUCCCGCUGCCUGAGGAACGGGGAGAACAUUGCCUUUGUCCUGAAGGACAUAGGAGUCCUCCUCAUAGAAGGGGCACAAGUUCAAAUGAAAUUCUACUACGACUUCCUGGAGAAGGUCUGUGGGAAAGUGAACCUAGAAACAGCCGUUUUCAAGGUCCCCUGGCUGCUGGACAUGGUGGUGUCCCGGGUGGCAGCAGUGGCCUCCCUGUCGCGCUCUGGCCGGGUCGUCGUCUUUCCUGAGUUUCAGUUGGAGUUUGUCCCCAAACCACCUCCCAGGAAAGCACCCAAGGCCUCAGGAGAAGUCCCUGGUGAGGGCAAGCAAGAGAAAGCAGAGGGCUUGCCACCUCUUGGCCAGGGCAAGAAAGUUCCAGGGAAAAUUCCUGAGUUGCCACCUUUACCUGGGCGCUCAAGCAUUACCAGUAGAGAAGGUACAUGCUUCGGGAAGAGAACAAGGGUCGACCAGAAGAAGAGCUCUGUGUCCAGUCAAGUUCCAGUGGUCCCGGCGGUGUCCUCUGCCAAAAAGAUGGCUGUGCCUGGCAAAACCCACAGCGAAGGCACUACCAAAAGCACAGCACCACCGGUGGGUCCAGCACAGGCAAUCAAAGCCCACAGGUGCAAAGAAGAACAAGGUGCGGUGAAGCUGGCGCUGAGCAGCCAAGGUCAGCACAAAGUCACAGCCAAAGGAGAAGCACCAGAGCCAGGUCGCACUCAUGGCGUGGAAGCUCAGAGGUGCAAAGAAGAAAGAGGAGCAGUGAAGCCGGCGCUGAUCAGCCAGUUUCAGGGGAAACACACAGCCAAAGCUCCAGCACAAGGCUCAGGUCGAGCUCAGGCAGUGGAACCUCAGUGGCUCAGAAAACAAGGAGCAGUGAAGCCGGCGCUGACCACCAGCCAGUUUCAGGGCAAACUCGCUGCCAAAGGCAAAGCAUCAGAAAUGCGUCCAGCACAGCCAAUAAAAGCUCAGAGAGGGAAAGAAGAAGAAAGAGGAGCGGCGAAGCCGGCACUGGCAAGCCAGUUCCUGGGCAAAUACACAGCCAAAGCUUCAGCACCAGAGGCAGGUCGAGCCCAGGCAGUGGAAUCUGAGAGCCACAGAGGAGGAGGACGAGCAGGAGAGAAAAUCUUCUGUGAUGGCAGAGUGCUGGAGGCAAACAAAGAGCUGAGUGGCCCUCAUGGAGCGCAGCCUCCAAUGAUAAUACCUACAAUAGUGAUUGAAUCACCAUCAAGCUCUGAGCACAGUCUGCCCGAGGAGCCCAUCUAUGACACCUCCCUUUUGAUGCCACCACCACGCAUCCACAAGCGCCGACGAUCCCGAGAGAGGGCACAAAAGAGAAAACUGCUGGACUCUGGGAAUACAAGGAAGACUAUCAGAGCAGACGCUGUGGAGCACGAGAAACAGCAUGUGAAAGCAAGGCUGAGAACCAAGGAUGUCUCUAGAAGAAGAGAAAAGCAAAAGGAACAGCUCGCGGCUCUGACUGGAUAAGCGCCUGCAUGCAUGCUUAGGGAGUGCUUGUGGAAUACUUGGUUGACGUGUAAAGGCGGGUGGGAAAGCUGUAAAGGUGGAUGGGAAAGCUAAAAAAAGGAAACUGGUGAACGUGUAUAAGUGAUGUGAAAACCUGUA
Messenger RNA from Gallus gallus (chicken), 2155 nucleotides. RefSeq lists its product as uncharacterized. The transcript has 9 exons. The coding region runs from base 107 to 2017 and encodes 636 amino acids. Lineage: Eukaryota; Metazoa; Chordata; Aves; Galliformes; Phasianidae. The record is from RefSeq and is a predicted model, not a curated record. Gene Ontology annotation, cellular component: centrosome.